Molecule: messenger RNA, 492 nt
Organism: Striga asiatica
Lineage: Eukaryota; Viridiplantae; Streptophyta; Magnoliopsida; Lamiales; Orobanchaceae
Source: the annotation of a GenBank genome assembly
AUGUUACCCAGGAAAAUAGCCGAGGAUAAAAAGAUAAAUCCUAGACAGUUAUAUCAAACCUUGGACUUAGUUGAAUCGAAAACAUCUUCAGAAUGCUUGAUGCAUAAGAAAAUAGAAUACAAUAAUGAAACAGUCCCUUUGUCCUUGGUAGCCCUGACAUCAAUAUUUCCAUCUGAUUUCCCAUCCAGCAGCAUAGACAGGAAUAGAUACAGCUGCCUGAGACAGAUAGACAUGUGUCAAGACAAAUGCAGUGAAGAAACUUCAUGCAGUAGCAUCAGUUUGACGUGUAUGCCCAACAAGAGGUCAUGCAAGAAAUAUGUACUAGAGAUUCUUGCUUCACAUUUGAGGUCAGAUAUAUCUUUUCAGAUAAAAAAUGCAGUAGUCUACAGUGAAAACUGUGCCACCAAGUUCUUUAUCGGACAAUUCUUUUCCAUUAUGAAUUCCGGGCAUUCUCAAGUGAAGCAUCAGGCAAAAGGCCAAAGUAAAAUAUAA